CAGCUCCAGUCUGCGAUUGGACAAUCGAGACGCCAAUCAAACCUCAGGCAAACGGUACUGAGCUGGAGGGCAGGGCUUGUCGGAAUACGUGUGGGAAGAAAAAAUAACGCGUGCAAGAGACACUCGAUUACUCAUUCUGUCCAGGUACAGCGGAAGCCAGCCGACCAGAGGCGCUCCGCUCCUGCCAUUCUUCAGUGUGUGUGUUUGUGUAUGUGUAUGUAUGUGUGUGUGUGGAUGUGUGCAACCUGCGCGCCAGAUCAUCGGUUCGUUUUGAGCAGCAUUAUAGUGCCUCUUGCAGCAGCUGCGGUGGCAUCAAAGGCUUUGCCUCCUUGGGAAUUAUAGGAAUAGACUGACGUACACCAUCUCCGAUUGAGUGCAAGCAACCGGUUUGUCGGGUGCGCUCGUGCGGGGAAAUGAUGCAUUGAGGACGGGCUGCUGCUUUGCGGUCAUUCCUCCGAGCUCUAUUACAUCCACCUCGAUCGGGAGAGCUGUGAAUAUUUCGUGUAGAAAAACAAUAAUGGCUACUCUUUUGCGAAAAAUCGGUCUCAUUCGUCUGCACGACCGAGACACGGAGGACCCGAAGCAUCACCACCAGGGCUCGUUGAAAGGGACUAAAGGGAACCAGAAAAACAACAACACGAAGCACUGCAACAACAGCAACGAGACCAACAACAUCCUCAGCACGCCAGAAAUCAAAGCCAAGCACUUCGACGUGUCCGGGAAGGACAAGCCGGCCGCCAGGCAGGACAAACCGAGCAAGGACACGAAGGAGACGCAGCAAACGGGGGGUAGCAAAUCGACGAGCGCGUCCGUGGUGCCUCCGCUGGCGGCUAACCGACAGCACUGCACCCAGGUGCGGACGCGGAGACUGAUGAAGGAGCUGCAGGACAUCCAGCGGCUCGGCGAUAACUUUAUAACGGUGGAGCUGGCGGACGAUAACCUGUUUGACUGGAACGUCAAGCUGCACCAGGUGGACAAGGACUCCGCGCUGUGGCAGGACAUGAAGGAGACCAACACCGAGUUCAUACUGCUGAAUGUCACCUUCCCCGACAAUUUCCCCUUCUCUCCGCCGUUCAUGCGCGUGCUCACGCCGCGGCUGGAGAACGGAUACGUGCUGGACGGCGGCGCGAUCUGCAUGGAGUUAUUAACGCCUCGCGGCUGGUCGAGCGCGUAUACCGUCGAGGCCGUGAUGAGGCAGUUCGCUGCCAGUCUGGUGAAAGGACAGGGUCGCAUCUGCAGGAAAGCAGGCAAGUCUAAGAAGGCAUUUAGUCGCAAGGAAGCCGAGGCUACCUUCAAGAGCCUUGUGAAGACCCAUGAGAAGUACGGCUGGGUUUCCCCUCCCGUGUCUGAUGGCUGAUGUCAGCGCCUUCGACCUAGCGACCUUGACAUGGCUUUUUCAGUUGGGUUUUUCUUCUUUCUUCAUCAUCAAACUUAUCUACAAAAAAAAAAAAAAGCUACUGCAUCAUAUCUUACACAUCUUGAUCAACGUGGCACAUACACCGUCCCAUCCACCCAUUCGUGUUUAUCGAGGUACCAUGGACUGAAAACUGGCUGUGACAUCACAAUGAUUCAUGAGCUGGCAUCAUUACAGCUGCAUACAGCAAAGGACUUUGGAAAUGAAUGAGGCUCCAAGCAAAGUGAAAUGUGCACCAACUAACCACAACCUUACUAGAUAUCCCAGUCUAUCUUUCUUUGUGCCCCCCAUACACACACACACAUACUUUCUUUUUGUGUCUGACAAUGUGUUGCACUGAACAGCAUCAGACUUGUCCCCAUUGACUUUGUUAAUGCUUAAUAGAUAGGCAGAUCAUUGAGGUUUGGUUUUUCUUGUUUCCUCCUCAUUGGCUGUGCUGUUUUUCACAGUUGGAUGCAAAAUGAUGAUUGUAUGAUGAGCUGUGCUCUUCUCUAUUCAUUUUCUCUCUCUCUCUCUAUCUCUAUUUCUCUUUACGCGUGGCAAAAUUUAGACAUCACUGUGUUGCGUAAAUGGUAAUUGAUUUCCAAUGGAGAAAAAAUAAUAAUCUUGUUGCUUAUGCAGAGGUCCAAGAUGAAAAAAAAAGAAAAAAAAACAUGGUAGUGGACCACCUAUGUUGGUCAUUAUAUCAUAUGUUUUUGGAGAAGACCAAAAGCUCUUAAAGGAAUUGUUUUUCCAAAAAUUUUCAGAAAUUCUGCCAUCAUUUACAAACCGUCAUGUCUUUCGAAACCUGUAUGGCUUUCUUUUUUCUGUGGAACACAGGUGUUAUUUGUAGCUGAAUGUCCAAGAUGCUCUUAGUCUUUUCCAUACAAUGAAAGUGAAUGGUGACUAUGACUGUCAAGCAAGAUUUUCAGUGAAUAAUGACUUGAAUUUCACUCAGUUCCUCACACAAAGCUAUUGUAUGGUUUGAGAUUACUAGUAAUAUAGUGCACGAGUCAUAUGGACUUCUUUUUAUGAUGAUUUUAUGGUGCUUUUUUUGGAAAAGAAAAGCUUGGACAUUCUACUAAACUUCUCUUUAUGUGGAACGUCUUUUCCAUGGAAGAAUGAAAGUCAUAUGGGUUUGAAACAACAUGAGGGUGAGUAAAUGACAGAAUUUGUAUUUUUGGGUGAACUAUCCCAUUCAUUUUAAUGAUUUAGGUACCAGAUGGCAUUAAUGAAUGUCAAUGUCCCUGUGGGAUUGUUGCGUAUCUGCAAGAGUGAGGAAUGUGUAGCAUGUAACAGACAUGGUAACGUUUGCACAUGUGGUUUAUGUGAGAUCUUUGAGUAUCCAUCAUGCCAUCGGUCCCCAUGGACUACUAAAUGUCAGAACAAAGGCGAAAAUGUGUGGACUGAUCCCAUGUAAUGCUUUAACUUGGCACCGCUACAUGCCGAUGCCACGGUUUAUGCCCCAAACACUAUCAACAUUAAUUGUGCUGAUUUGCUUGUGCUAUUUCGGCUCAUAGAUCGAUAUGCUUGUGGUUGUGGGCCCAAUUCCUCUGCCUUGCACCUAAUCUGCAUCACUGUGCUGUUGUGCUUGAUCAAUACUAGACUAGAACAACUGUAAACAGGACAAAAUGGCCAACAGCCCAACAUCAUACUUGAACUGCGUGAAAUCAACGCUCAAGCAUCCUUAUGACUUCAAAUCUGGACUCUUUGAGGUGGUACAUUGUGUACCUGGUACCACCGCUAACGAUAAGAGCCAGAUGAAGAUGGACAGAAGAGGAGAGAGAGAGAGAGGCACUGAGAGGGCAACUCCUUUGUUCAGCAGCCUUGAGAAAUGAGGGCAGCUCGUUUAGUUGCCUGAUUGAUGCUCUGAAAGAGCCUUGGUGUUUAUUGACUUCUCCUUCAAAUGUCAGCGUGAAGCCGGAACACCACAAGACUGCAUCUGUAGCAAGCGCUGAGAUGCUCUGUUUAUUUAAGGCCCCACCCUACCAAUGGCGCUCUCCGCAUAGUGUCUGAAAUACAAAUGACAAGAUGGUUUAAAAGGGAAGAUAAUUUCUGUGUUGUAAACAUAAUAGGUGUAUUAAAGGAAUGGUUGAGCCAAAAUAAAAACAAAAAAUCUGUCAUUAUUUACUCACCCUAUUGUUGUUCCAAACCCAUAUGACAAGUUCCUUUAUUUUCUGUUAAACACAAAAGGAGAAAUGUUGAAGAAUGUACUGGCCACUCUUUUCUGUAUAAUGAAAGUGAAUGGGGACUGGGGUUGUCAAGCUCCAAAAUAAAAAAUAAAUAAAUAAAAAAAACACCAUAAAAGUAUCACAAAAGUAGUCCACGGCACAGGGCCGGCUUUAGGCAUGGGCAGGGGUGGGCUGAGCCCACCCAAAUGCGAGUCUUGCCCACCCAAUAAAACAUUUGGGAAACAUGGUUUUAAAUAAAAAAAAAUAAAAUUCUCCAAUUUGUGCAUUGGUUAAAAGCAAUAUGGGGCGGGCUGUGUUGCAAACAUUGAGGGUGGGCUAUAGACUGCCCAACCAAUCACAAAACAGCACCAGAAAUGUUUGGUGUUUUUCUAUUUUUGUCAUUGGCCGAAAGCAACGACACACUCAAGAAGCGGAUGCUGCAAUCCAGAGAGUCCAAGACGUUACGCAAGUGAGAACGGUAAUAAGAGAUAUUUUUGUGCAAUGUAUAGGUUUUUAGUGCCCAUAUAGAAGCCUGGUGCUGUCUCAGUGUGUAGUGACCAUGUGGCUGCUGUUAAUGUAUCACAGGCUCCCUCUUAUCAAAUAUAUCCCUCUCCCUCCACAUCAGCUACCCAAAAUCGUGCUGCGGGUGUUCGUGAAGUACUGGACCUGAAUUAUAAAGUAGAGAUUUGUGCAGAAUGGAUUUUUCACACCAGCUCCCGAGAAAUUCUGUCCCACUCCCGAAAAAAAAAAAAAAAAUAUAUAUUUUGUCCCGCUCCCGCCUGCAACUUUCACGUUUUGUUCCACUCCCGCCCACAAAAGCCUGCAGGUAGUGGUCUGUGUGAACUUUUCAGUCCCACUCCCGUACUAUUCUGUCCCUUCUAUCAUGGGCUAUUUUUAAUAGUCUAUUUAUUUCGUAAUUCCCAUACGAAAAAAAAUAAUGGGUAGAGAGAGAAAAAAUACGUUUUGUUAACACAAACAUUGCCAAAUAUCUGUUUGACCUUUGGUUGCUUUCAAAGUUUUGUUUGUACAUUUUUUUAAUAAAGCAUUAACAUCCAUAGAACUGGGAUUUUACGCUGCAUGGAGCACAAGGAAGAAUUUGUAUGAAUCAAUCCUGUGCUUGUAAAUCGUUAAUUUGUUUGUUGCUCUUGCGCAAUAGACGGAUAACAUGAAUAACACUCUGUACCUUAAAUACAUGAAAUAAAUUAAUUUUAUUUUUUAACAACAUGGCAUUACUUUCCAUCCAUCCAUCCUUCCAUCCAAAUUCCUGUGUUCCCUAAAUUACUUUACACAUAUAAUUUCAUUGGUAAAAAUAUCAAUGCCCUUUGCUAUCCUACAAAGGCCAUACUCAUUUGAAACUGAGAAAAAUGGCUUGAAUUAUUUUGAUGUGGAUUUUGUUGUUACUGCAUUUUCACACAAUGGUUUCUCUGAAUGUCAGCUAACGAGACAAACUCAUCUGUCACCUGACAAAUCAUAAGAGACCUGUUUCAGUCAGAACUCUAUUUUGCAUUUUGCCUUUGUAGGGCAGUAUCAUUGCUUAUUACAUUUCUGUCAAACAGAAAGAAUUGUCAUCAUUUAAUAUGAUAUAAUUACUUCUUUUAGCAGUUCUCAUCUGUGUCAAAUUUUAGGAUCUUAAUUUUAUGUUAUUGAUCUCUCCAUCUAAUAUAUUUCUUUUCACUCCAUCCUUAUUGUCCUCCUUGAUAUUAUUUCUCUCCACUCCAUCCUUGCAUUCGUGGGGACUCUAAUUUGUCUUUGUAAUUUGCUUUAAGGAUGUAAUUCUAAUUUAUCUAAAAGUGUAUUGCUUUAUUUUGUUUCUUAGUAAUGGAUGUAGUAUACUACCUCCAUUACUUCAAUCUUAUGAGUCAAGUCAAGUCAAAUUUAUUUGUAUAGCGCUUUUCACAACAGCCGUUGUUGCAAAGCAGCUGUACAUGAAAUGAUGCUAUAACAGAAAAUGAAUGAAGAUGAUGCUAAUAUUAGUUAUCCUUAGAACUAUUAGUGGUUAAAAUUAGUAAACUAAGUAAGUGCGUGUGAUUAUAUACAAUGUUUAUCAGUUUAUUUAUUUCAAUAUAUUUUUUGAAAUGGGGAAAAAGUGUAAAAUAUAGUUAUAAUGGGUCUUAUGAUCUUGACAAUUGUGCCAUGUUACGCCAAUUAAAGACAUUAAAUUAGUAGUCUGAGUAACCCCUCCCCCAUCCCAAAUGCCCACCUAUGAUAUCCCCCCAGCCCACCCUAGCAUAGCUGUCGGAAGCCGGGCCUGUUUGUGCACUGUACUCCAAGUCUUCUGAAGCCAUAUGGUAGUAUUGUGUGAGGAAAAUACCUUAAUUUAGGUCAUUAUUCACUGAAAAUCAUGCUCUCCGCUGUCUGCAUCCAUUCAAAUAUGGCACCUUUGGAUGCAAUAAGUCCAGUUUGAUGUCAAAGGCAUUGAGUCUAUUGUGAGUAACAUGACCAAUUACAACACAGCUUGAAUUUAAAGAUGCAGAUGCGUUAAUUUUGGUCCUAGCUAUCGUAUGGCUUCAGAAGACUCGGAAUAUAGCACGUGUCGUAUGGACUACUUUUCAGAAACUUUUUGGUGCUUGUUCAUCAUUUCGUAGCUUGACAACCCAGAUCCCUAUUUAUUUUUAUUAUAUGGAAAAGAGCGAUCAACACAUUCUUCAGCAUUUCUUGUUUUGUGUUCCAUGAAAAAAAGAAAGCCAUUUGGGUUUGGAACAACAUGAGGGUGAGUAAACAACACGGUUUUCAUUUCCAGGUGAUCUAUUCCUUUAAAGUGACGCUUCAAGGUUGGAAAACACACAUUUGCUUGUUAUAAUAUGCUGUUACAUGUGAUAUAUUGAAGGUAGUAUUUUCCAGACAUGGACACAGCAUGUGCCAAAAGCUUAAUGUACUUUGUCACCAUUCUUUUGUGUGUUUUCCUCUGUGUAACUGCUACUUAGUAGAAACACUAUAAUCACUGAAGAUUUCAAAUGUCACAUGAGAAGCUGCUAAUUAAUAUGGCAUUUCAACAAAACAAGGGCGAUAUUGAUGUAUAAAUGAUAAAAUAAAACAAAAGCUGAUGCCCUGAAGGAGGAUGGAGGGAAAACAACACUGAGAUUAAUCCGUUAUUGAUAUAUUAUUUAUUUCUGUCUAAUAGCUUUUUGUGUUUAUGAUACUGAGGUUGUCCAAUACAAUGAAUGGUUGAUCAUUUUAUCCUGGUCAUCAAAAUUAAAUACACAUUAAUCACCAGAGAACUUACAGUAUAAUUCUAACACAAAUAAUGUUCGAAAUAAUGCAGCAAUUGUAAAAACAUGCGUAAUCCCUCGUGGGUGGCUUAUUGCAGAUUUCUGUGUCUGGAUGCAGAUGGUGUCUCUCAUCACUACUGAAGUGCAUUUGGUCUUCUCCACACUCUGUUUGGACAUUAUUGAGAAGUGGUUUUGUGUUUUCCUACUUAGCACGAGGAGAUACUAUACCAAGGACUUAUUAUAACCAGUCAAAAAUAUCUCAAAAUUGGAUGUUUUCCAGUUUAAAGAGCAUACUUUUGUGAUAUAGUUUAGAUCUGUAGUUUGCAGAAACUAACUGAGUUAAUCGUCCAAACGAGUGAGAUGAUUCUGUUGUAUUAUAUCUGCAUGUGGUCUGUGAUUGUUAGCUAGCUAACUUGUUUUCUUUUUCUUUGUUUUUACACACGAAAAAAGCAAGAAAGUAAUGAAAAAGAACAGAAGACGCUUCUUUGUAUUUUUCUUUGUGUUUGUCCUGACUUUCUUUAUUAAUGUCCUUAAAUGUCGAAUUGUGUUCUAUGAAUGUGUUUUAAUUUAUUUGUAGUUUGCCAAAAUUAAGAUUUUGAAGCAUGUCGCUGGCAUUGUCACUGAUUAAAAAAGCGAAAGCAAAAAUAAAUGGAAAAAAAUAUAUAAUUUAUGUAUGUACCUGAAUUGAAAGGAGUCUGGUAUACUGUGUGUAGUGAACUCAGGCUUUCACAGGGUGAAAGGUAAAACUACGAGACAAUGUGUUUUCUGCAUAAACAUCAUGCCAGGAUGUGGUCCAGAGCAAAACCAAACAGGAAUGUGCAAUAAAGGCUGUAGGCUGAUUCCACCCUGCA
Myxocyprinus asiaticus (Chinese sucker) is the source of this 7624-nucleotide messenger RNA. Its product is annotated as ubiquitin-conjugating enzyme E2Q-like protein 1. The record is from RefSeq and is a predicted model, not a curated record. Bases 518 to 1357 code for a protein of 279 amino acids. The transcript has 3 exons. NCBI's taxonomy places the organism in Eukaryota, Metazoa, Chordata, Actinopteri, Cypriniformes, Catostomidae.